AUGAACUCCAUCCUCUUCUACUUCCUCCUCCUAGCCUUCCUCGACUUUGCUGUCGUCCAAGCACUACUCAUAACAGCCCGCCUGACGAAGAACCACAUCCUCACUUUCUACGGCCGCUCAGUAGCUUCCUUUACAGCUCUAGCUCUCUGCGCGGUCUAUGGCACGAUCGCCUCAGCUUGCUUGAACGUUUUUGGCCGUGGUGGCCUAGGCCAAUGGACAACUGCCAGGGCCUUCAAGUACUGCAUGCUCUUGUUCACUGGGAUCUGGUUCGAGGUACAGGAUGAGGGCGAUUGGUUGAACAAGACGAGACCGGCGGUGUUGGUGGGGAAUCAUCAGACGGAGCUGGAUGUCGAUGUGAUUGGGCAUGUGUUCCCGCCUUAUUGUUCGGUGACGGCGAAGCAGAGUCUGAAGUGGAUCCCUGUCUUGGGGUGGUUCAUGUCGCUUUCCAAAACCGUCUUCAUCGAACGUAAAUCGCGCGACCAAGCUGUCGCGGCGUUCGCUCGAGCAGCAGAGCAGAUGCACAGUAUCCAGCAAUCCGUCUUUAUCUUCCCAGAAGGCACGAGGUCGUACUAUGACCACCCGGACAUGCUACCGUUCAAGAAGGGUGCUUUCCACUUGGCUGUACAGGCACAGGUGCCGAUCAUACCGGUCGUGGUGGCGAACUACAGCAAUGUGCUUAAUGUGAAGAGAAAGAUUUUCAAUCAGGGAACGAUUCCUAUCAAGAUACUCGAGCCUAUACAGACAAAGGGGAAGACUAAGGAGGAUGUGGAUGCGCUUUUGGAGGAGGUCAGAGGGAAGAUGGUGGCGGAAUUGAAGAAGCUUACGUCGCGUGCGAGGGAGGAGGGCGUGGCGGUUCAAGCACGUGAGGCUACUGCUACAAAGGUGAAUGGUGCGGCGAAGGCUAGCGGUGUUGAUGCGAGGUACAAUGCUGCAGCCUGA
Messenger RNA from Recurvomyces mirabilis, 939 nucleotides. RefSeq names its product 1-acylglycerol-3-phosphate O-acyltransferase (gene SLC1). The transcript is spliced from 2 exons. Bases 1 to 939 code for a protein of 312 amino acids. Gene Ontology annotation, molecular function: 1-acylglycerol-3-phosphate O-acyltransferase activity. Gene Ontology annotation, biological process: phosphatidic acid biosynthetic process. Gene Ontology annotation, cellular component: membrane; endoplasmic reticulum. The record is from RefSeq and is a predicted model, not a curated record. Lineage: Eukaryota; Fungi; Ascomycota; Dothideomycetes; Mycosphaerellales; Teratosphaeriaceae.